UGUAGCUUAAGCCAAUGCGUGCUUGGGUUUGAACGAGAACAUUUGCCAUUUGAUCUCUUCACAUUAACCUCAGCAUGGGCUGAUUAAAGCCUCGAUUAGUUCACAUGAGCAUCCUAAUUACCAACAAAUUAACAGCUUCACCCCGGCCAGGUCAUGCCUCCCAAUUAAACCACCACAGGCGAGAGAAGCCGCGAGGGCACAAGAGAGAUGAUUGUUGCAUUGAUCGCCGUUCUGGUAUUUUCGGCACGGCCGGCGGCGACGGCGAUGCAACCAAGCGAGACGUGCCAGCGGCGGUGCGGCGACAUCGACAUCCCGUACCCGUUCGGCAUCGGCCCCGGGUGCCACCUCGAGACCGGGGACUGGACGUUCGUGCUCAGCUGCAACCGCACCGCGGAUGGGCGGCACCGGGUGUACAACUACAAGAUCGAGGUGCUGGACAUGUCCGUGCGUCUCGGGCAGCUGCGCAUCUGGAACUUCAUCAACCCGUGGUGCUACAACGGCACGACGCGGGAGAUGAACGACCAGAACAACUGGUGGUACAACAUGUCCAUCACCAACUUCCGCAUCAACGACGCGCAGAACCGGUUCACCGUCAUCGGGUGCAACUCGCUGGCCUACAUCCGCUCGCUCAACGAAACCACCGACAAGUACAUGACGGGGUGCAUGGCCAUGUGCCCCGCCGCGGGCCGGCUGGAGAACGGCUCCUGCGCCGGCGUCGGGUGCUGCCAGACGGCCAUCCCCAGCGGCCUCAACGCGUACCAGGUCUCCUUCGAAGAGAAGUUCAACACCUCGGGGAUCGCCAACUUCAGCCCCUGCAGCUACGCCGUGCUCGUCGAGGCCGCCGCCUUCGACUUCCGCACCACGUACGUCACCACCGACGAGUUCAUGACCGCCAGCGGCGGCCAGGUUCCGCUCGUGCUCGACUGGGCUAUCGGGAACCAGACGUGCGAGGAGGCCAAGCGGAACGCGUCCGCGUACGCCUGCGUCAGCAGCAACAGCGAGUGCGUCGACUCCAUGUACGGACGGGGCCGGGGUUACCUGUGCAACUGCUCCGCCGGUUACGAGGGCAACCCCUACCUGCUCAACAGCUGCCAAGAUAUUAACGAGUGCGAAGACGAAAGAUUCAACUACCCAUGCUCUGUUCCUGGUACUUGCACCAACACAAUUGGAUCAUUCUACUGCUCAUGCCCCGACAAGACGACGGGCAACGCUUACAAUGGAACGUGCGAGGAGAACAAAUCCCAAAUCGGUUGGCAGAUCGCCAUUGGUGUUAGCAGUGGCGUUGUCGUGCUGAUCGUCACGGCGUCCUGCCUUUACAUGAUCCACGAGAAGAGGAGGCUCGCCAAGAUCAAAACAGAGUACUUCAAGCAGCACGGUGGCCUCCAGCUGUUCGAGGAGAUGAAGUCGAGGCAGGGGCUGUCCUUCACGCUCUUCACCCAGGAGGAGCUCGAAGUGGCGACGAACAAGUUCGACGAGCGCAACGUGAUCGGGAAGGGCGGGAACGGCACCGUGUACCGGGGCACCACCAAAGACGACGAGACGGUGGCGAUCAAAAAGUGCAGGCUGGCCAACGAGCGGCAGAAGAAGGAGUUCGGCAAGGAGAUGCUCAUCCUGUCCCAGAUCAACCACCGGAACAUCGUCAAGCUCUACGGCUGCUGCCUCGAGGUGGAGGUCCCGAUGCUGGUGUACAAAUACAUGCCCAACGGCACCCUGUACAGGCUUAUCCACGCCCGGCGCGACGGGCCGCGCGUCCCGUUCUCGCUCCGCCUCAAGAUCGCGCACCAGGCUGCGGAGGCGCUCGCCUACCUCCACUCCUGGGCGUCCCCUCCGAUCAUCCACGGCGACGUGAAGGCGUCCAACAUACUCCUCGACGAGGACUACACCGCCAAGGUCUCCGAUUUCGGGGCCUCGACGGUGGCGCCGACAGACGAGGCCCAGCUCGUCACGUUCGUGCAGGGGACCUGCGGGUACCUGGACCCCGAGUACAUGAGGACGUGCAAGCUGACGGACAAGAGCGACGUGUACAGCUUCGGCGUGGUCCUGCUGGAGCUGCUGACUUGCAGGAAGGCGCUGAACCUGGAGGAGCUCGAGGAGGAGAAGUACCUCUCGUCGCAGUUCCUCCUGGUGCUCGGGGAGGACAGGCUCGGGGAGAUACUGGACGAGCAGGUGAAGGGCGAGCAGAGCUUCGAGCUGCUCGAGCAGGUCGCGGAGCUGGCGAAGCAGUGCCUGGAGAUGGCCAGCGACAAGAGGCCAUCUAUGAGACAAGUCGCGGAGGAGCUCGAUAGGCUGAGCAGGCUGUCCCAGCAUCCGUCGGGCCGGCAGAACUCCAAGGAGAUCCUGGCCUUGCUUGGUGGAUUGCCGAGCACGACCUCUAAAGUUGAAGUUAGUAGUACUAAGAAUAUUAGUUCUACUGAUACAGCGGACAUAGGGAUUAGAUCUCCACGUUAGUAGUACAUUUUUUUAUGCAUGAGCUAGGUCAUUCUUAAUACUAGUUUUUUUAGAUUUUAA
Molecule: messenger RNA, 2508 nt
Organism: Phragmites australis (common reed)
Lineage: Eukaryota; Viridiplantae; Streptophyta; Magnoliopsida; Poales; Poaceae
Product: wall-associated receptor kinase 5-like
Exons: 3
Coding region: 208-2448 (746 amino acids)
Biological process (GO): cell surface receptor signaling pathway; protein phosphorylation
Cellular component (GO): plasma membrane
Molecular function (GO): ATP binding; polysaccharide binding; calcium ion binding
Source: RefSeq, a predicted model, not a curated record